GCCAAAAUAGUUUUCAAGCAGAUGAUAAGAUCGGAUUUUUUUCCCCCCUUUGCCCUUUCUUCCAUGUCGGUGGUGUGGUUUUUAUGUUUUUCCUUCCAGCGGUGGGGAUACGUUGCAAGACGAGACCCGCCUGUGCGUUAGUGCAGAGCGGUGUGUGUGCGCGCAUUCACCGGCCAGAGCUGCGCGGCGCGGCGCAGGGGAGGCGAGCAAAGAGCAAAGCCUGGGGAGCAAGUGGAGACUAUCACAGCUCUCUGGGUUUGACUUCUGAAGGAGCGAUACAGCCUCUGACUCAUCCGGUGGAAACAUAUAAUCGCUUUUUAUUUUCUAUAUCUGCGCCCCCUUUCCUCUGAUUUCCCUGCCUCCUUCUCCUCCUACUGUUGGCUCUGAGGAGGAAAACAGACGGAUUUUUCACUCCACGUUUGGGUUGAUUUUCUUUUUUUCAUCUAUUUUUUUUUGCAAAAUGCGACAUGCGCUCCACGUUUGGCGUAUCUCGGAGCCUGGCACACCCGGAAUAGCCCUGCGUUUUUUUGCGUAUUGACUUUGCCAGUCUUUUGCUCCACUUUUCUUUUGCUGGUUUCUUUUUAAGAGUGGGAUUUAACGCAUUUUUUUCUCUUUUGGAUUUGGACUCCUGUCGGUCUUUGCGGGGAUCCUAGGCGCUGUCAACGCGCACUGCAAAGGGGAGGGGAGGACAGGGGAAGAGGGACAGUCCUGUCACCCAGAGUGCUUCAAGUGUCCGGGGUGUGUGUGUGUGGAGACCGGUGGGGGGGGGGGGAUGUUUAGCAGCACCAACCCUCAGCUGUUAAACUGCAUGUUCCUGCUCCAAAUGAUCUCCUAAAUCUAAUCUAAUCCAGGACCGAGGACAUCCGCGUAUCCAAAGCUGACUGUAAUCAAGAUGGAGAGUGAAAAGAAGAGGAGGAAAUACUCCACAAGCAGCAAUGACUCUGACACCACUGACAGUCAAGUGACGUCAUGGUCAAGGUCCUCCAAGAAUACCGGCACCAGCAGCACAUGGGUCCGUCUUCAGCACAAGAAACCGUCAGAGGUGUUUCGUACAGACCUCAUCACGGCCAUGAAGCUGCCAGACUCAGCCCAGCUCGGCCCAGACGACUUCUACGUGCUGUCAGACCCCUGGAGACAAGAGUGGGAGAAGGGAGUGCAGGUCCCAGCCAACCUGGAAGCCAUACCAGAGCCUGUGGUCAGGUCGCCGGCGGAGUCGACAGGUGGUGUGACCAUCGACGGUCAGCUGAAGGAGGGAGAUGCACAGCCUCCUCGCUCCCAGCUCCACAGCUGCUAUGACCUGGAUGACCUGGAUGUUGCCUGGCUGCAGCUGGUUAACCAGGAGUUCAGGCAGAUGGCCCUACCGGAGUUGGACGAGCUGACGAUGGAGUGUGUUCUGGUCGAGCUGGAGAGCGUGUGCCAGGAAAAGAUGCAGCAGGCCAUAGAGACGGAGGAGGGUCUCGGCAUUGAGUACGAUGAAGAUGUGGUGUGCGAUGUGUGCCGCUCGCCAGAGGGAGAGGAUGGCAACGAGAUGGUCUUCUGUGACAAGUGCAAUGUCUGCGUUCAUCAGGCUUGUUACGGCAUCUUGAAGGUACCACAGGGAAACUGGCUGUGUCGGACCUGCGCUUUGGGGGUUCAGCCAAAGUGUCUGCUAUGUCCCAAGAGAGGGGGGGCUCUGAAACCCACUCGCAGUGGAACCAAGUGGGUCCAUGUCAGCUGUGCCUUAUGGAUCCCUGAGGUGAGUAUAGGCUGCCCAGAGAAGAUGGAGCCCAUUACCAAGGUGUCCCACAUCCCCGCCAGCCGCUGGGCUCUGUACUGCAGCCUGUGCCGAGAACACACAGGAACCUGCAUCCAGUGCUCCAUGCCCUCCUGCAUUGUGGCCUUCCAUGUGACGUGCGCCUUUGACCACGGCCUGGAGAUGAAGACCAUCCUGGCUGAAAACGAUGAGGUGCGCUUCAAGUCCUUCUGCCUGGAGCACAGCUCCACCGCCACCAACACGACCAGUGUAACCAAUGGAAACCACGCCGUCCCUUCAACCACCGACUUAGCUGCCAGAUCCGACUGGGCUCCUGGCUCUGAACUGCAGCCAGAGCAGCACCAGGGGUUUAACAGCUGCGGUGACACGGAUCAGAGCAGAGUAUCACACCUGGUCUCGGUGUCUGCAUCAGAGCGAGCCGAGCGAGACCAGCUGGAGAGAGAGAAGGUUAGCCAGAGGAAGCAGAAGCUCCAGGAGCUGGAGGAUGAGUUUUACAGACUGGUGGAUCCAAGCGACGUAGCCGAAAACCUUGAGCUGCCGCUCAUUCAGGUGGAUUUCUUAUAUCAGUUCUGGAAGUUAAAGAGGAAGGCCAACUUCAAUCAGCCCCUAGUCACUUUAAAAAGGGACGAGGUGGACAACCUGGCCCAGCAGGAGCAGGACGUCCUCUACAGACGACUCAAACUCUUUACGCACCUUCGUCAGGAUCUGGAGAGGGUGCGUAACUUGUGCUACAUGGUGACACGGAGGGAAAAAAUGAAGCACACCCUCAGCGACCUCCAGGAGAAGAUCUUCCAACUGCAGAUCCAGCUGCUAGAAGAAGAAACGGCAGGAGAGAAAACCCAGAAACCAGAAAAGAAGAAACAAAAUGGAGUGAAGAAUAAAAAGAAAGAGAGAAGGAAGCUUAGUGCUGGCAAGAAAAAGGAGAGAUGGAAGUCGGAGAACGGAUCCCUGCUUAAAGAGCUUGGUAAAGUUUAUGUCUGUCUAAUGCAGGGCGAGGAAAGCCUCCUGAACCUUAUGAUGGAGAACUCUAUGCAGCCUGCCUGGAAAACACCUCAGCUGGGCCGCAAACCCAGGGGGAGCAUCAAACCCCGUUCACGGGGACAAACUACUGCGAGCAACCAGCCUCUUUUUGGAGCAGCUGCAUCUGCCACCAGCUGCCCCUCUACAGCAAAGAGCCUCUGGGAAAAGUCCAGCCAUGUAGGCCAGAAAGGCGAAAAGCCAAGAAGCUCGUUUAAGACCGUGCACCACCAUGUUCAUCAACACCAGACCAGGAGCUCUGACCUGUACAGUGACCCACCACCACAGCCGCCUAUCUCCAAAAUGGAUUCCUGCCACAUUUCUGAGGAGCGUGGCCCGUGGGACAGCGUCCACAUGGGAAAUGGGGUUGUGUUGGGGGAUGGAUCUGGUUUUACAGCCAGCUCUUCUCCAUCUCCGGCCUCCAGUCCGGGUAUCACAGUGCCUGACGCCAGGGCAAUCCUCCGAGGUGGGGGACCAAGGUCCCGCCUGGCCCGUCAGGGCAGAUCCAGAGUAAGGGGAGGCUUUGGGGAACUGGACUCCAUGGACCUGCCACUCACAGGGAAGGGCACAUCCUUGCUGGAUGCUGCCGACACUGAUGGGUAUUUCUCUGAUGGUGAGAGUGAUUUGGAAGUGCGUUCCGGUGGACGUAAACUUCGGCUGCCUCAGUUGCAUUCUGCGAAUGAGGAUCUACUGAGAAGAAGCGUUCUGGCGUCCUAAACAACCUAGACUCAAACAAAAACACAAAGGAAGAUUUCAAAGCUGACUGGUGGCUGAGCAGCCUUGUUAAACCAAAUCUGUCAUAUCUAUCAGUGGUGACUUUUUCCAGCUCUGCUUUGUUUUUUUGUUGUUGUUUUUUUUAGGGAGGGGUGAUCUGAAUGUAGCUGUAUGCUUAUCGUACAGUAAAGCUUCUCCACUGGACCACAGUUUGACGUUAGCUCAUCAUACAGUACUCUCAGCAAAUAGGAAACAAACAUAACCAUUUGUCUUUGUAUAUUUCUGAUGACUUUUCUUUCCGAGCGCUUAAGCACCCAGUUCUGGCCUCAUGUCUGCAGUAUGCGUUGGACCUGGGAACAAACACUUUGGGGCAUUAUUCUAAUUAUUCAAGCUGGUUUCAGGUGUGCAACAUUCUUCUUUUGAAAGUCCAAGUUGCAUCCAAGGAGUACUUGUUUUCUGAAAUAUGUUCGCUCAAAGACAAUUUCAUACCAGAGUUGACAUGAAUAUGUAUGGAGGGUGGCACAGGACGGCAUGUACUCAGCCAUGAAAAGCACAACUAGUCAGAUGAGCUGUCAUGGAAGCACUUGAGUGUAUAAUAGAUACUCAUUCAGGGCUGGGGUCAGUUUAAUUCCUGUUGACUCAGAAGAAGAGUUUACACAGAAGCCUUUUUUUUUUUAAUUAGUUUUCAGGCCCUAAAAAGCAGAUAUCUUAUCCAAUUUCUUCCUACUCAGCGAAGAUUGACCCCAACCCUGCUGUUGUGUCAGACUGUCACAGAGACACAAACACACACAAACAUACACUCCGGAACAUUUACAUGUCUACUUGCAUCUUAGCAUUGUAUAAAUAUUUCAUAAAUUCUUCUCCACUGCUGUCAAAUUCUUCCAAAAUUGACUUUAUUCCCCCUAAAUUUUAAAAAACAGAAAAACAAAAUCAGUACAGAAACGUUGUGCCUUCGGUUACUUCCUGUGACCUCCCCACGAAACAAUCAAUGACUAAACCAAUCAAUUGUCUCGCAAUCAAAAUUUUUAACAAUCAAAGCAAAGCAAAAUCCUGCUAGAUUGGUUGCCACGUGUAGCCAUCUGGUGUCUUGUCACCUUAGCGAUUGAAUAGUGCCUAAAAAAACAACGGAAAUGCAUGCAGCCUUUGCCAUUUAUUUUAAGCGAUUAAUCUGCAGCUCUUUGCAACACAGGGCCACACAGCGCUGUCAAUGCAAAGAUCUGCCUACUCUUAUAAGCCCCAGUUAAAUGACUCAUUUGCUGCAGAGAGCCAUUAAAAACAAGUGCUUGGCCAAGUUACACUGUUCUUGUUUUAUAGACGCCUACAAGAUACCUGUUGCUCAUGUCUGAUCUGUUGAGAUAAAAACGGCUUUUCAGAUUCUAAUCUUUACCUAUUUUAAUCUGUUCUCUUUUUAUAACCAAAUUAUCUAGGUGUUGUAACUCAAAAACAAAAUAAAUCAAAUGCUUUGACUUUUUUGCAAUGCCUUCAAAAUCAUCUAAAACUGCUGAUAAAAUGAGCAAAUAUCAAUAUCUUAUAAGAAAUCAUACAGUAAUAGUUUGUCUUCCCGGUGUAAACAGAUAUUUUUAUUCUCAGUUUUUAUGAAAGAAGAGUCAAUAAAGAGCAGGCUUUUAAACAUGUAAAGUAAAACUAAUAAAAGAGAAAACAUUUUUUUAACAGUCUUUAAAUAUAUGCGAUUAGAACAGUUAGUGUUACCAGUUUUAAACGGCAGACACCAUCUGAAUUCCCCUUGGGAACG
Molecule: messenger RNA, 5237 nt
Organism: Cyprinodon variegatus (sheepshead minnow)
Lineage: Eukaryota; Metazoa; Chordata; Actinopteri; Cyprinodontiformes; Cyprinodontidae
Gene: jade2
Product: jade family PHD finger 2
Exons: 13
Coding region: 893-3487 (864 amino acids)
Biological process (GO): regulation of transcription by RNA polymerase II
Cellular component (GO): histone acetyltransferase complex
Source: RefSeq, a predicted model, not a curated record